AUGGUACUGAGUCAAAUUAGAAGUAAACAUUUCCAAAGACUUAGGCUUACUCAUUUUGUGUGUCCUGACUGUGUAUACGAAUCAACUAAUCAAGCUUCCCUCAUAAUACAUUUACAAGAAAAGCAUCAUGAUAAUAUUAUUUGUCCAAAUUUCCAAUGUGGUCAAAAAUUUGAUAAAAUUUCCCAAUGCUUUUCUCAUCUCAAUAGCCGUCAUAGAAGGGAGGGAAACUUCAAGCAAUAUCAGUUCAUGUUGAUCAAAUGUUGCAACAACCCCCAUUCACGAUUGUUUAAUUACAAUGGUUACAAGUAUAAUCCAACAGAAGAGUUUUAUUUUGAAUUCCAUUCAGAGGAUUAUUUAAGAAACUUUUUUGGCUAUCGUUAA
This is a messenger RNA of Saccharomycopsis crataegensis, 381 nucleotides long. RefSeq lists its product as uncharacterized. Lineage: Eukaryota; Fungi; Ascomycota; Saccharomycetes; Ascoideales; Saccharomycopsidaceae. The transcript has a single exon. Bases 1 to 381 code for a protein of 126 amino acids. The record is from RefSeq and is a predicted model, not a curated record.